CUGUUUACCAUCUUGGUAAAAUGAAGAAAGCUGAAACGUUUAAUUUUGGUCCUUGGAAGGUUACAUCUGUAAAAGGAACUAUCUUAAAGGCAGAUACCUUAGAGAGAUUUACAAGUGAACUAAAGCUUCCAUCACUCCCGGAGAUGGUAUUUGGUGAUAAUUGUCUACGGAUUCAACAUGAAGUAGGAUUUGGUUUGGAGUUUAAUGCACUGGAUGCAUUGCGGCUGGUUGACAGCGAACGGGAUUUGAUGAAAGUUGCAUGCGCUGAUGCCUGGCAAAAGUCCAGGUCAGAUGGAGAGCAAAGUACAGUAAUAGUGAAACCAUUUGAUUGGACAUACACAACAAACUACAAAGGCUCCUUGUUAAAAAAAGAUGAUAUACAAUUCAAGGUGGUUGAAACAGAUGAAAAAAUUGAUAUAGAACUUUUAAAGAAAAAAGAGAAGAUUUAUUUCUUUGAAGAUAUCAUAUUGUUUGAAGAUGAACUAGCAGAUAAUGGAUGUGCUUUACUAAAUGUAAAAAUGAGAAUAAUGCAAGGAAGUUUUUUCAUUUUAUUACGAUUUUACCUUCGUGUCGACGGAGUGUUAGUUCGUAUUAAUGAUACAAGAAUUCAUUAUCAGGCUGGUAAUAACUAUUUCCUUCGAGAAUACACAUCGAGGGAAAGCACUGUUUCAGAAAUAGAGAAUCCAUUUGAAGACGCUGCUGUUCUUUGCGACAAUCUUGGACUCAAAUUCCAUUGUAGCGAAAAAUUGAUGUUUCCAGACGCGAUUUCUGUAGAGACACCAGAUCUCACUGCGGAGACAUUAGCGGAAGAUAACGGAUGAAAAAGGAAUGGAUUUGAAUCAAAC
Molecule: messenger RNA, 845 nt
Organism: Dendronephthya gigantea
Lineage: Eukaryota; Metazoa; Cnidaria; Anthozoa; Malacalcyonacea; Nephtheidae
Product: TIP41-like protein
Exons: 8
Coding region: 21-821 (266 amino acids)
Biological process (GO): TOR signaling
Cellular component (GO): cytosol
Source: RefSeq, a predicted model, not a curated record